Neoarius graeffei (lesser salmon catfish) is the source of this 5327-nucleotide messenger RNA. RefSeq names its product C2 calcium dependent domain containing 5 (gene c2cd5). Gene Ontology annotation, cellular component: plasma membrane. NCBI's taxonomy places the organism in Eukaryota, Metazoa, Chordata, Actinopteri, Siluriformes, Ariidae. The transcript is spliced from 29 exons. The record is from RefSeq and is a predicted model, not a curated record. Gene Ontology annotation, molecular function: calcium-dependent phospholipid binding; calcium ion binding. The coding region runs from base 492 to 3878 and encodes 1128 amino acids. Gene Ontology annotation, biological process: positive regulation of vesicle fusion; intracellular protein transmembrane transport; protein localization to plasma membrane.
UUUCUUGCACUGUUUGUGAGGGAUUUUGUGCACUUUGGCAACCCUGACUGCAUGUCAGUGUUUGAGCUAAAGCUCUCUCAGCCUUCUGCACUGUUUAUCUGCAACAAACUGCAUUAUUCAUACAUUACAGACACCCUCUAGCCCAGAAAACGCGAACACAUGAUCUUUAAUAGGUCGGAUAUCAUCUGAGCUUCACAUUUAAAGCGCUUCUCCUCAGCGUUCUGUCAGGAAUAACAUUACACUCCGUGCUAUGGGAGCUAAAGGGACGCCAGGCCGAUGGACCGCCAGAUUAAAAUUAAAGUUUUGGUGUUUUUACAACUUUAAUUAAACACUGAUAUCAGGAGAGCAACUGGACUUGCUUGAAGAUUCUUGAAGGCGUUUCACCUCACAACCCAAAGGCUUCUUCAGUUCUGUCUGACUGAUGGGGAGCAUCAGCUAUUUAUCCUCUCAUGGAUGAAAAGCAAUCCUAAGGUUUGUUCUGAAUCCGCACCAUGCCGGGGAAGCUGAAGGUGAAGAUCAUGGCGGGCCGACACCUGCCUGUCAUGGACCGCGCCAGUGACCUCACUGACGCUUUCGUGGAGGUGAAGUUUGGAAACACGACUUUUAAAACAGACGUGUGCCCGAAGUCACUAAAUCCUCAGUGGAAUUCCGAGUGGUUUAAGUUUGAGGUGGAUGAUGAGGAUUUGCAGGACGAGCCGUUACAGAUCACGGUACUGGAUCAUGACACGUACAGUGCGAACGAUGCCAUAGGGAAGGUGUACAUCGACAUCGACCCGCUGCUCUGCAGUGAAGCUGCCACCGUCAUCUCCGGCUGGUUUCCCAUCUACGACACCAUCCAUGGUAUAAGAGGAGAGAUCAAUGUCCUCGUUAAAGUCGACCUGUUCAAUGACCUGAACCGUUUCAGACAGUCUUCCUGCGGAGUGAAGUUCUUCUGUACCACGUCCAUCCCGCGAUGCUACCGUGCUGUGAUGGUCCACGGCUUCGUGGAGGAGCUGGUGGUUAACGAAGACCCCGAGUACCAGUGGAUCGACCGCAUACGAACCCCGCGAGCGUCCAACGAGGCCCGGCAAAGACUCAUCUCUCUCAUGUCAGGUGAGCUCCAGAGGAAGAUUGGGCUCAAGGUGCUGGAGAUGGGCGGGAACACCGUGGUUGGCUACCUGCAGUGUUUUGACCUGGAAGGAGAAUCUGGCUUGGUUGUGCGUGCCAUCGGUACCGCCUGCACCCUCGACAAAAUCAGCAACACACACGCACCUACAGGGGCCACCAACCCCUCGAACUCCUCUCCGUCAAAGGAUAUAAAAGACUCUCCGCAGGCUGCGCCUUCUGCUCUUGGAUGUCGCUCCACUCACAGCAGUCCGGUUCACAGCGCAAGCAGCCGCCUCUCUCAGGGCUUCUCCGUUUCCGUGCCGACGCUGCUCUUCGCCGGUAUGAAACACAGACACAGGAGCGCAGAGGGUCCCAGAGCCAGGCAGUGUAGGGCGGGUUUUGGGGAGGAGGUCCCUGGCGUUCCGUUGUGCUCAGGACCCCCCACCCCACUGAGAGCCCAAACCUUCUCUUCCUUCUCCCCCUCCAAGUCCUACAGCCGCCAGUCCUCCUCCUCCGACACUGAGCUGAGCCUCACCCCCAAAACCGGGAUGGGCAGCGGGGGCAGUGCCGGCAAGGAGGCGGGACCUUUUAAAGCACUUCUGAGACAACAGACACAGUCGGCUUUGGAGCAGAGGGAGUUCCCCUUCUUUACACUGACCAGUUUCCCUCCUGGAUUUCUGCUUCAUGUGGGAGGAGUGGUGAGCGCACGGUCAGUCAAACUUCUGGACCGAAUCCACAACCCUGACGAACCGGAGACGCGAGACGCCUGGUGGGAGGAGAUUCGACAGGAGAUAAAGUCUCACGCUAAAGCUCUGGGCUGCCAUGCAGUGGUGGGAUACAGCGAGUCGACCAGCAUCUGCGAGGAGGUGUGUAUUCUGUCGGCGUCGGGCACCGCGGCGAUCCUCAGCUCCCGCUUCAUGCAGGAUGGCACGCUGGACACCGAGCACAGGUUGUCACGGCAACACGGCACAGAGAGGGGCGAGGGUGAGAUGGGUAGUUCAGCCUCGUUAGGAUUUGAUGAUGUUGUUCCUCCUGCCUGUGGGUUUUGUCACAUCCCGUAUGAUGAGUUGAACAUGCCGUUUCCAGCUCAGCUCACAUACUGUCACUGCUGCCGCCGCCAUAAAGUCCCUGAUGUGCUCUUCACCACGAUAGACGUGCCGUCUGAAGCCCAUGUCACUGGCAAAGGCUGCCUUAUACAGGCCAGGCUGUGUCGCACUAAGAAGAAGGCUCAGGGCGAGGGAAACGCCAUGGCCAUAAGUAACCUGCUGCCGUUCCUGGAGUACGAGCUGCACACCCAGCUAAUGAACAAGCUGAAGCUGCGCAACAUGAACGCUCUGUUCGGCCUGCGCAUCCAGAUCAGCGUGGGAGAGAACAUGCUGCUCGGCCUGGCUUCAGCGACAGGUGUGUAUCUGACAGCGCUUCCAAGUCCAGGAGGAAUCCAGAUCGCGGGAAAGACCCCCAGUGACAUCACAUAUGAACAACAUCUCUCAAACAUGCAAAAAAAAAUUAAUGAUACUAUUGCCAAAAACAAAGAGCUGUACGAGAUUAACCCCCCGGAGUUUGUUGAGGAGCUGAUUGGCUCACCGAUCCCUGAGCCCCGGCAGAGAUCCCGCCUCUUUCGCUCGCACUCGGAGAGCUCAGACGAAGUGUCAGAGUUAGACCUGUCUCACGGGAAGAAGGAUGCUUUUGUUCUGGAGAUCGAUGAUACAGAUGCUUUUGAAGACAUCCAUUCCCUCCUGACCGACGCCCCGACACCGUCAGGGUUCUACAGCUGCAACACUGAGAACAUGCCUGGGAUUUAUAACUGGACUUCAGGAUUACAGAUGUUUACGUCUGUGAGGGUGUUCCGACUCAGCAAUGCAACUUUGACCAAUCAGGGCCUGAAUAAGAUCUUCAGUGAUCUGUGUGAGAACCUGCUCAAGAGUCUGUACUUCAAAUUGCGCUCCAUGGUGCCCUGCUGUCUCUGCCAUGUGAACUUCACCGUUGCUGUGCCUGAGGAUGAACUCAUCCAGGUGGCGGUGACAGCAGUGGCCAUGAGCUUUGAUAAAGAUCAGACGCAGGAGAACGGCCCACGAAGUGGAGAGAAAACACUUCUCAAAGUUACAGAAAAUGAAGAGCAGCUUCAGUUCCCUUUAGAGCUCCCUGCUGAAUCCUCCUCUUCCUCCUCCUCUUCCUCCAACCCUCUGAGCUCUGCCAAAGGUUUGGCCGAGGUUUCAGGGGCUCUCCCGAGUGCUCGAGCCCCCUCAGUUGAUUACAGUUCCUUUACAGACAGAUGCAGUUCCUGGAUAGAGCAGCUUAGACUGAAAGCUCACACCAUAAGACGAGGAUCAAUUAAAACAACGUCCUCUCUGGAGAAAUCCAGUCCGUUACCAGAAGGUCGUUCUCGGUCUCUGAGGUCGAGUCGUUGUUACCCCGGAGGUUCCGUCACUGUGGUUAAAAUGACGCCGCUCUCUUUUAUUCCUGGAACCAAAAUAAUAAAAUACCUCGGCAUCAUCAACAUGUUCUUCAUCAGAGAGACCACCUCACUACGAGAGGAGGGUGGUGUGAGCGGGUUCCUGCACUCGUUUAUAGCUGAGGUGUUCGCUAUGGUACGCGCACAUGUUGCUGCUCUGGGUGGAAACGCUGUCGUCUCCUACAGCAUGAAGGAGUGUGUGUUUAUGGAGAAUCCUAACAAGAAUCAGGCUCAGUGUCUCAUCAACGUGAGCGGAGAUGCUGUGAUUUUCAGCAGAGAGUCUGAACUUGAGGCAACACCUCCGCAACCACAACCAUCCUUCAGUGGAGAGGGGACAUGAACACACACACGUUUUAUUUACUGUAACAAGCCAAGAAAUGAGUUCCAAAGAAAACUAUGAACCAAACACACGUCGAGUUUUACAGCCAAUCUGCAGCACAAACGCAGACAAGAGAACUAACUUAGUUUAUACGCGCAACCUGAAAAACUUCUGUCCGUCUGUCAGCCAUUUUACACACAUUCCAAUCAUGCUGAGGCAGCUAAGAGCUUAAAGCUAAACUGAUAGUGUGUGUGUGUGUGUGUGUGUGUGUGUGUGUGUGUGUGUGUGUGUGUGUGUGGCAUAAAGAAUGUCUAACAGUGUCAACACUGAGCGCCAUGUUUUAUUUCUCUCCUGUUUGCUGUGUCAUUAUUAAAGGGGCAGUUUGUAAGGUUUAGUGCCCUCUGCCACCCAUCGGAGUAACUGCAGCUGCUGUUUAAACUGCACAUGCUUUAUGAGUCACCUUUUAGGAGAAAAAAUUGGUAGCUGCGUUUUCACCUAGGGGUAAAGCUUAUUUCAGGGCCAGAAAAAUGUCAAAUAUAUACAAAAGCUUGAAACAAUAAAAUGAAUAAUGUAGCAGUAUCCCAAAAGGUUUUUAUGAAUCCUUCAAAUUAUUAGAAUUGCAAAUUAAGAAACAUUUCAUAGGAAAAACUGCAGCUGAGGGCGGAGCUUAUUUCAGGGCCAGAAAAAUUUUAUAAUUCAUACGAAAGCCUAAAAGAAAAACAUGAGUCACAUUGCCUAAUGUUGCAAUACUGCAGUUAGGUGGAAUAUAUUUAAAAUAUUUACAGUUGAACAUGUAGAAACAGUCCAAUAGCACCUUUUCAUCGGGGGAGUUCUUCUGGGGCGGAGCUUAAUUAAGGACCAGAAAAUAAAUUGUACAAAAGACGCAAACAAUAAGAAUGAUUGAUUGAUUGAUUGAUUAACUGUUUACUGUAGAUGAAACUUAUUAUUUCACAUUUAGAAACAUUUUUUUUAAAUUAUAAUCUAUUGGGCGGAAAGUUUCAUCUGGGGUGGAGCUUCUUUCAGGGCUGGGAAAUUUUGAUACAAAAUCCUGAAAUGUAAACAGUAAGAUGAAUUGCACACUGAUGAUGCAACACUUUUUAAACUUUACAAACUGCCCCUUUAACGUCUCCUGUACGAAUCAGUACUACUGACCUGAUCAUAUUGUGAUCUUUGUUUUUUCUAAAAAUGCUGGAAUUUCUUCUUUUAAAAAUUCUUACAGUCGAUAUUUUUCCUGCAUGUGCAAUGCCAGCUUCUCCUUUCAGUCCUGUGACGUUUGGGUGAAAGAAAGCCAAAAGCUGACACCCAGAGACGACUUGAAUGUACAGAAUGGGAGGGAAAAAGGGACGCUGAUUUAAUCUGAUGGACAGCACGAUGAAUCCGAUGCUGAUGUUUAGACUUUGCAGCGCAUGUGUGUUUGAGGACGAAUCAAAUGUUGCAUGAUGAUUAAAUUAUCCAUGUUUAACAUCCGAA